AAACCGAAACCACUGGUAGCAGUAAGUAGUAGACUAAUUUAUAAUUUAUAUGGCGUGCAUUAUAUAUUAAAUCAUGAUAGAUGGGGCAGCGCACUACCCUUUUUAAUUUUGUCAUCAAGAAAAUAUAACCUAGAUUUUUUAGAUAUGUCAAAGUUUAAAUAAAUCAAUUAUCAUUCAUUUCGAUAAGAUAACAUAACAGAAUAGUACUUGAAUAGAUAUUACAAUGUCUGUCACAUCAAAGCAAAUAUUAGGUUUAUAUAAACAAUUAUUGGAAAGAGCUGCCAAAUUCGACAAUUAUAACUUCAGAGAAUAUUCCAAGAGAAAGAUUGUUGAUUCAUUUAAGGAGCACAAAUCAUUAAAGGAAGAAAAAGAUAUCGUUGACUUUUAUAACAAGGGUAUCGAUAGUUUAGCCCAAUUAAAGAGACAAACCACCGUUUCACAAAUGUUCACUUUUGAUAAAUUAGUUGUUGAACCAUUAAAGCAAAAACACAAUUAAUUGAAAAAGCGAAGUUAGAUCAGUGAACAAAUUGUUCAUCAUUCUACUUUUCCCAUUUGAUGCUUUCAAUAAAGGGAGGUUUCUGUUAGUUAUGUCAUAAAGAGAAGUUGGUAUACUCUCCUAAAGGGCAACAAACGUUCAAAUUAUCAUGGUUAUAUUAUAUCAUUGUACAUAGUUUUUAUUUCUUCGUUACUUAAUUGUUUGCAAGUGAAAAUUCAAUAUAUUCAAACAUUCAGAUUUCAAAGGCUUCAACGAUGUAGUUAUCAAUAUAACAAGAAUAUAAGGAAGUAAAAAGAAUCAAACUUCCUUAACGUAAGUCAAAUCCCGUACAAGUUUAAAAAAAAAAGAAAAUGAUCAAAACGACCCCGGUGAGGAUUGAACUCAC
Scheffersomyces coipomensis is the source of this 881-nucleotide messenger RNA. RefSeq lists its product as uncharacterized. NCBI's taxonomy places the organism in Eukaryota, Fungi, Ascomycota, Pichiomycetes, Serinales, Debaryomycetaceae. Gene Ontology annotation, biological process: iron-sulfur cluster assembly. Gene Ontology annotation, cellular component: L-cysteine desulfurase complex; mitochondrion. The record is from RefSeq and is a predicted model, not a curated record. Bases 224 to 496 code for a protein of 90 amino acids. The transcript has a single exon.